Paraglomus occultum is the source of this 2901-nucleotide messenger RNA. Lineage: Eukaryota; Fungi; Glomeromycota; Glomeromycetes; Paraglomerales; Paraglomeraceae. The record is from the annotation of a GenBank genome assembly.
AUGCAACCUUCCCCACAUCCUACUGACGGUAAUAGCGCAAGAGGUCCUCGUCCUACGUUAAUUGCCUGGGAACAAGUUCGUAGAGAUAUUCGGGCGUACCGUAACUUCAUACAGCCUUCGAACAUUGUUAAUAUAAAAGAGUUUUGCUUCGACGACACAAACAAUUGUGUAUACUUCUUAGCUACGGAUCCUGCUCGAUUUAAGAGCUCGACUUUGUUUGUAGUCGACCUGCCAAAAGUCAAGAGGAGUGAUGGAAAAGUGGAAUACAGUGGAGACAUGAAGGAUGAGCGGAAAGCACCCAUGAGUGAAAAGCGAAAUAAGAAUUCAAAAUCUGAUGGUGAAUUAUCAGAAUGGCGACCACUUUUACCCGAGCCGUGGUUGCAAGAGAAUUCCGCUUCAGAGACACUAUCGAGAGAGGAAUUACUUUCAAAGGAAAGAAGAAGAUUGGCGCUUCAAGGGAUCGCGAAUUACCAGUUUGAGAAAAAUAGUGGACAAAUAUUGUUCAACUAUGGGAAUGGGGUUUACGUUGGCCGAGUUGAGCGAAUUGAUAAGACAAUCAACUUCACACCCCGAGCGAUUACCACUCAGACCUUGAGCAACUUUCUCGCAGACGCAAUCCUGUCUCUCCCAUUUCGUUUAUCAUCACACUGCCUACACUCACCUUCACCUAUAUCCAACCCAAACCCGUCAUUCUUCUCACCCCAAGUCUCAUCCGCCUUUCCCUCAACUGCUUCACCAUCCUCUUACUCUCCCAGUUCUUCAUCUAAUUCCUCUUCUCACCACUCUUCGCACACAUCUUCGCCUUCCCCCACUCCAUCUGGUUCGCCGCUGAUGACGACAACGGCGACAAAGUCAACAAUUUUGGGCUAUUCACUCCCGCGACUCGAUCCAAAGUUGGGCGGAAGGAACGCUAAUCUUAUUGCUUUCAUACGGGAUAGGGAUAUAUGGGUUACGACAAUGAAAGGGUAUGAAACUAGGCUGACUUUUUGUAGUGAGAAUCCAGAUGCAAGAAGAGAAGCCUUGAGUUGUGGGAUUGCCGAGUAUGUCAUGCAGGAAGAAUUUCACAGAUUUACCGGCUACUAUUGGGCACCACCAUCGGUAAAUGAGUACUUAAAUGACAAGAUAGAACGCAUUCUUUAUAUACAAAUAUCGGAAGCGGCGGUUGGUCUAGUUCUCAUUCCUCGACCAGGAUCGCAUGGAGAAGUGGAAGAGCAUCGUUAUCCGAGAGCUGGCACAAAUAAUGCUGUUGGUGACUUGCAACUGGUGGAAUUCAUACCUCGAUAUGAUAAUGGUGAUAGCGAGAUAGCAGCAUUCGGUCCUGUGCAUAAACGUUUAUGGGGGAAAGCAUCUCUAGAGAAAAAGUUUCCUUGGCUGGAAUAUAUUGUCAGAUUUGGGUGGUGUCCUGAUGGGAAAAGCAUAUGGGCGCAAUUACUGGACCGGGCACAAAAACGCACAGCCGUUGUGAAAAUACCCGUAACGAAUUUCAUGACUUCAAUGGAAUAUGAAGUUUGUGGUGACAGAGCAGAUAAGGAAGACAUAGAAAUAGUCUUUCAAGAGGAGAGCGAUAUUUGGAUAAAUGUAACAGACAUAUGUUACUUUUUCCCCCAUGUCCAUACUCUCCCAGCAAAUAGUUCUUGUGACUCACCCACCAAACUUUUAAUAACGUCCGAACGCACUGGCUAUCGACAUCUUUUUUUCAUAACGAGACCCACACCGUCAUCAUCAUACAAUCUACGCCAGAUAACUUCAGGUGACUGGCCGGUGGUCGAUCGUCCAAUAUUUGUGGAUCCUGUACGCGAGCUAGUCUACUUUACUGCCAAGAAGGACACAUUUCUUGAAACGCACUUGUACGUUGCCAGUUUCUCACCGUCAGCGAAUCCGACAGCUGUAGUACGUCUAACGGAAUUGGGUUAUAGUCAUGUUGUUAUCAUGGAUGAAAAGUGUGAGAAAUUUUUAGAUUGGUUCUCGAGUACAGAGGAAAAGCCGAGGUGCAUGGUGAGAUAUUUGGAAUGGCGAAAAGGAAAUAUAUUUCCAAACGUUAGUGAACGAGUCGGAGUCAGCAUUGGAUACGGACUUGCAGAAGACGAUGAGAAGGAUGACGGAAGGGAGGAAGAGAAAAAGGUGCCAGCGGGAGAGUUUUUUGAAUUUGUAAAUAGUGACGGUGUUACCAUACAUGGUUGUUUAUAUCGACCUGAAAAUUAUGUGCCCGGGAAGAUAUAUCCUACUUUGCUAAACAUUUACGGCGGGCCAAAAUCACAGAUGGUGACAAACGACUACAAGUAUCCACGUUUUCUCCGUCUGUUCCUUGCGAGUAAACUUGGGUUCUGCGUGGUUUUAAUCGAUGGGCGUGGAUCAUCCGACCGUGGCAUCGCAUUUGAAGCUCAUCUCAGGAACCGCAUGGGUACAGUGGAACUGGAAGAUCAGAUUGCUGGAUUACGAUAUCUCUCUUCUCGUAAGAUGGGAGUUGAUUUGACGCGAGUGGCUAUAACGGGAUGGAGUUAUGGAGGAUAUUUGAGUCUGAUGGCUCUCGCACAGCAUCCCGAUGUUUUUAAAUUAGCUAUCGCGGGAGCGCCAGUGUCACAGUGGGAGUUGUACGAUACUGCUUAUACUGAGAGAUAUAUGGGAUUGCCAAGUGACAACGUUGAAGGAUAUCGAAGAGGAAGUGUGUUGUAUUGGGCUGAUAACUUUCCCGACAGUGAGAAUCGAUUGCUUAUUGCCCAUGGCCAGAUAGAUGAAAACGUGCAUUUUGAACAUUCAGAACGAUUGGUCGCAGCACUUGUCAAAUACAACAAGCCUCACGUACUUCAACCGUACCCCAAUGAGCGGCACGGACUACGACAUGCGAAUGUGGCUGAGCAUUUUGAGACACUGAUGUUUUUCUGGCUCAUGAAUUAUUUAUGA